Molecule: messenger RNA, 1578 nt
Organism: Condylura cristata (star-nosed mole)
Lineage: Eukaryota; Metazoa; Chordata; Mammalia; Eulipotyphla; Talpidae
Product: olfactory receptor 2G3-like
Biological process (GO): G protein-coupled receptor signaling pathway
Cellular component (GO): membrane
Molecular function (GO): G protein-coupled receptor activity; olfactory receptor activity
Source: RefSeq, a predicted model, not a curated record
AUGGGCAUCACCAAUAGCAGUGUCAAGGGGGACUUCAUCCUGGUGGGCUUCUCUCACCAGCCCCGCCUGGAAAAGAUAAUCUUCAUGGUGGUGUUAGUGUCCUACCUGUUGGCCCUAGUGGGAAAUACGGUCAUUAUCCUGGUCUCCUCCAUUGAACCUAAGCUCAAAACACCCAUGUACUUCUUCCUCACUCAACUCUCCAUAGUCGACCUCUGCUUUACCACCAGUGUUGUCCCUCAGCUGCUGUGGAACCUCCGGGGCCCCAAGACCAUCACACUCCUGGGCUGUGUGGUCCAGCUCUAUGUGUCCCUGGCCAUGGGUUGUGUUGAGUGUGUCCUGCUGGUGGUGAUGGCUUUUGACCGCUAUGCUGCUGUUUGCAAACCUCUGCACUAUGCCACUGUGAUGAACCCACGGGUGUGCAAGGCUCUGACGGGUGUUGCGUGGCUGUUUGGAAUCGGAAACACCUUCAUUCAGUGUGCGGUCACUCUCCGGCUGCCUCGCUGUGGACAUCGGAAGAUUUAUAAUUUCUUCUGUGAGGUACCCUCAAUGAUUAAGCUUGCCUGUGUGGACGUCCAUGCCAAUGAAGUCCAAUUGUUCAUUGCUUCACUAGUCUUUCUCUUAUUGCCCUUAUCAGUGAUAGUGACUUCUUAUGGAUUUAUAGUCAGGGCAGUUGUAAGGAUCAAGUCAGCCCAGGCCUGGCGCAAACAGUGUCAAGGGGGACUUCAUCCUGGUGGGCUUUCCUACCUGUUGACCCUGGUGGGAAAUACAGCCAUUAUCCCGGUCUCCUCCACCGACCCUAAACUCAAAACACCCAUGUACUUCUUCCUCAGCCACCUCUUCUUAGUCGACCUCUGCUUUACCACCAGUGUUGUUCCCCAGCUGCUGUGGAACCUCCGGGGCCCAGCCAAGACCAUCACACUCCUGAGCUGUGUGGUCCAGCUCUAUGUGGCUCUGGCCAUGGGUGGUGCUGAGUGUAUCCUGCUGGUGAUAAUGGCUUUUGACCAUUGUUCUGCUGUUUCCAAACCUCGUCACUAUGCUACUGUGAUGAACCCAACAGUGUGCAAGACUCUGACAGGGGCUGCAUGGCUGUGUGGAGUCAUAAGUGCUCUCACCCUGAGCACUGUCACCCUUCGGCUGACUCGCUGUGGAAACAGGCAGAUCUAUAAUUUCUUCUGUGAGGUACCCUCAAUGAGUAUCUGCUGUGUGGACAUCCAUGCCAAUGAGGUCCAAGUGUUCACCACUUCAUUAGUCUUGCUCUACACAUCCUUAUUGUUUAUAAUGACAUCUUAUGGAUUAAUAGUGAGGGAAGUUGUAAAGAUCAAGUCAGCCCUGGCUUGGCGCAAAGUCCUGGGGACAUGUGGAUCCCAUCUGAUGGUAGUGCCUAUCUUCUAUGGGACUGCUCUAAUGAUCUAUGGUCAGUGCAACAGCUCCUUUUCUGACACUCAGGGAAAAAUCUUCUCCCUGUUUUAUACAAUAGUGACCUCCUCCCUCAAUCUACUCAUCAACACAAUGAGGGACAAAGAUGUGAAGGGAGCACUCAGAGGACUGGUUUUCAGAGACAAAGGCUCAAAACCAUAG